AUGACCGCAGUUCAAGAGGCACAGCAACAACCGCACGAUGCAGAGCACGAGUCCACCCCCGAAGCACGGCUCGGGCGGGAGCUCGCAGCGGGUGCCUUUGCGGGGGUGACCGAGUUGGACCUGGCCAACCGCGGCCUUGCCUCGCUGCCCGCCGCGCUGUGCACAGGCCUUCCGGGGCUCACCAAGCUCAACAUGGCCGGCAACGCCCUCACCACCCUGCCCCCCGAGUUCGAGCGACUGACCAGCCUCCGCACGGCCUUCUUCCUGGGCAAUGGGUUCACCACCGUACCCGAGGUGCUCGGCCGGCUCCCGGCCCUGUUCAUGCUCAGCUUCAAGUCCUGCCAGCUGCACGACGUGCCCGAGGCCUCGCUCGCCCCGUCGCUAGGGUGGCUCAUCCUCACCGACAACCAACUGACCGCCCUCCCCGCCUCGCUGGGCCGGCUGUCGCACCUCCGUAAGCUCAUGCUGGCCUCCAAUCAACUCACUACGCUGCCCGACAUGUCCGGUUGUGUGGCGCUCGAGCUCGUGCGGCUGUCUGACAACCGACUCGACGCGGUCCCGCCCGGCCUGCUCGCCCUCCCGCGGCUGGCCUGGGUCGCGCUCGCGGGCAACCACCUGCAGCCGCGCCACCGCGACGCGCCGCUGGAUCUGCCCCCGCGCCUGGCCGACACUGCCGCCUGGCCCGACGUGACGCUCGGCCGUCAGCUCGGCGACGGCGCAUCGGGCACCGUCUACGAAGCAAUGCACGGGCAGGCGCAGCGCGCGGUGGCUGUGAAAGUGUACAAACCGGCGUCGUCGGACGGCAGAGUGGUGGACGAGGUGGCGGCGGCGAUCGCGCUGGCCCAUGAAGACACCGACCAACACCCCAACCUGAUCCAGACCCACGGGUUCAUUCAGCGCGAUGACGCUGCGCCGGCGCUGGUGAUGGAGCUGCUGGACCCGGCGAUGGAGCUGCUGGGCCGCACGCCCUCGUUCGCCAGCGUCACGCGCGACGUGUACCCGGCGCGCGAGCGGGCCUUCCCGCUGCGCUACGUGGUGGCGGUCGCGCGCGGCGUGGCGGCGGCAGUGGCGCACAUGCACGCCCGUGGGCUCAUCCACGGCGACGUCUACGCGCACAACAUUCUCGUCGACGCCGCCGAGCUGCCCUCCACCACGCAGAGCACGGCGCCGCCAUGCUGGCGCGUCAAGCUGGCCGACCUCGGCGCCGCCUUCUUCUUCCACUCUGAAUCCAACGCCGACUCGCCCGACAACGCAGCCGCUCACCUGCUGAAGCGCGUCGAGUCUCGCGCGCUGGGCUGUCUCCUCGAGGAGCUCAUCGAGCGGUGCGCGGCCGCUGAGGCAUCACAAGAAGCGUCGACGCUUGCCGCACUCUGCCGGCUGCGCGAUGCCUGCCUGGACUACAACGUGGGGCAGCGGCCAGAGGCCUCCGAGCUCGUCGUGGCUCUAGACAAGUUGAUCUUCUAG
This is a messenger RNA of Acanthamoeba castellanii str. Neff, 1464 nucleotides long. RefSeq names its product serine/threonine protein kinase. Gene Ontology annotation, molecular function: protein binding; ATP binding; protein kinase activity. The transcript has a single exon. The record is from RefSeq and is a predicted model, not a curated record. Gene Ontology annotation, biological process: protein phosphorylation. Bases 1 to 1464 code for a protein of 487 amino acids. Lineage: Eukaryota; Discosea; Longamoebia; Acanthamoebidae.